UGUACGUGAGCCACUAGAGGAGCUCUUCUCGGGCUAGGAGUAGCGUGAGAUCCAGCGACGUGAACGAGGUUAUUCACUUGAAUGUAACAGCUAGCGUGAUGAUGCUAAGCUAGCUGUCAGCCUGGCAUCCACGGGUUUUGCUGCCGAGUUUUAGCUACCAGAUGCUCCCGGUCGUAUCCUGCUGGCCGUCUUGACAUUCCCCUCAACAUUCCUGGACGAAUUCGUGUCGACUGACCAGAGUCCGCGAAUUCAGGUCCACUCCUAAUCUAACCUUUCCCCCCGCUAGCGUGACUUAGCUCACCGGCUAACAAGAGUUCAACACUCGGGAGAACCGGACUGACGAGAGUUCAACUUAAGGACCACACCCAAACAUGUCCCUUCAUCAGUUUCUGUUGGAACCCAUCACCUGCCACGCAUGGAACCGCGACAGGACACAAAUUGCCAUCAGUCCCAAUAACCAUGAAGUUCAUAUCUACAAGAAGAGUGGCAACCAGUGGGUUAAGACCCAUGAACUGAAGGAACACAAUGGCCACAUAACAGGCAUUGACUGGGCUCCCAAAAGUGACCGCAUAGUGACAUGUGGAGCAGACCGUAAUGCCUAUGUGUGGUCCCAGAAGGAGGGGGUAUGGAAGCCCACACUGGUCAUCCUCAGGAUCAACCGAGCGGCCACCUUCGUCAAGUGGUCUCCAUUGGAGAACAAGUUUGCAGUGGGCAGUGGUGCUCGACUCAUCUCUGUCUGCUACUUUGAGUCCGAGAACGAUUGGUGGGUGAGCAAGCACAUCAAAAAGCCAGUUCGCUCCACCAUCCUCAGUCUGGACUGGCAUCCAAACAAUGUCCUGCUGGCUGCUGGCUCAUGUGACUUCAAGUGCAGGGUGUUCUCAGCCUACAUUAAAGAGGUGGAGGAGAAACCAGGCCCCACACCCUGGGGCAGCAAGAUGCCAUUUGGGGCUGUGCUAGCAGAAUUUGGAGGAGCAGGUGGAGGAGGUUGGGUCCACUCUGUCUCUUUCUCAGCUUCUGGUAACCGUCUGGCCUGGGUCAGCCAUGACAGUACUGUCACAGUGGUGGACAGCUCUAAGACUGCCAGUCCUUCACAGCUGAAGACGGAGUUCCUUCCUCUGCUCAGUGUCAUUUUUAUUUCAGAGAACAGUCUAGUAGCUGCGGGUCACGACUGUUGCCCCAUGCUGUUCCGUUGCGACGACGGUGGAGCACUGACGUUUGUGACAAAGCUCGACCUCCCCAAGCAGAGCAUCCAGAGGAACAUCUCUGCCAUGGAGCGUUUCAGGAACAUGGACAAGAGAGCCACCACUGAGGACCGCAACACUGCCCUGGACACACUGCACCAGAACAGCAUCACCCAAGUGUCUAUCUAUGAGGGAGACAAAAGGGAUUGUCGCAAGUUCUGCACCACAGGUAUCGAUGGAGCAAUGACCAUUUGGGACUUCAAGAGUCUAGAAGCUUCUAUCCAGGGUCUCCGCAUCAUGUGAAGAAACCUUUUGAAUGAACGGAGAGACGCUGCGGCCUCACUUCUCCCCCUUUUCCUCCCCUGCCCUCACCCCUCUUGCCCCUUUUCCGUCUCACCCCGGCCCUCCCUCCACUCCCGCGACGCAGCCAGUAACAUACAUACUUUAUCGAGUGUCUGCUGAAGCACUGAUCAGACCAUAACACACUCUUGUGAGUGUGUGCUUACACUCACACACAUACACACUCACUACACACACUGAGCUGACGUGUGACUUCACUGUUGAUUUUUUUUUUUUUCCCCGUUUUGUUUGUUUUUAAACGAAGGUUAACCAGGUGUCAAAGUGGGAAGGUCCUCUGACACGUAUUAGACAUGACGUGAAAUGUGUGUUUUUAUGUUCUCUAACCUCCUGUACCAAAAGUUGAACACUAAAAGGUGCAUUUUAUCCAAAAAUCAGGCUGUAUUCCACCUCAGGCUAACCUUAACAUGCUCUCAGAAUAUCAACAUUUAGUAGACCAAAAGUAGACGUUUUACUGGAGGAUAGUUCGUAUUCUUCAGCGGGCGAAGGUGUUAUCACUAGAACCCGGGGUUACUGAUAUUCUGAGUACAUGUUGCUGGUUGGCUUUUGGGAGUUGUACAGAAUCUGAUGGUGGAGAGAGAAAGCAGCUGUCUGAACUCUGUGUGGAGUGACGGCUGGCCAACACUAGGCUCUGUAGCUCCUACACUAAAACCACACAAGAUGGAGGAUUUCUAUGUAACUGAUCAUGAGGUAGACAUGAAAUAAAGAUGAAAUGCAUUUACAGUACUCAACUCAA
Messenger RNA from Oreochromis aureus, 2274 nucleotides. RefSeq names its product actin related protein 2/3 complex, subunit 1A (gene arpc1a). Gene Ontology annotation, biological process: Arp2/3 complex-mediated actin nucleation. Gene Ontology annotation, molecular function: actin filament binding. Gene Ontology annotation, cellular component: Arp2/3 protein complex; actin cytoskeleton. The record is from RefSeq and is a predicted model, not a curated record. The coding region runs from base 372 to 1484 and encodes 370 amino acids. The transcript has 11 exons. NCBI's taxonomy places the organism in Eukaryota, Metazoa, Chordata, Actinopteri, Cichliformes, Cichlidae.